Molecule: messenger RNA, 3630 nt
Organism: Gregarina niphandrodes
Lineage: Eukaryota; Apicomplexa; Conoidasida; Eugregarinorida; Gregarinidae
Exons: 1
Coding region: 1-3630 (1209 amino acids)
Source: RefSeq, a predicted model, not a curated record
AUGACGCAUGCUGAAGAUGAAGUGGUCAAAUCCGACGGCGUGGGUGUGUUUGGAUGGGAUGUGGGGACAGCAGUUGCAAAGACUGAUACCGAGAGUACACGUAUUGGCGUUGGAGCCCCAAUUGACGUAGGAACCGCGGUUGAAGUUGUGACCACGGUUGAUAUUGGAACGCCAGUUGACGCUAGAACCACGGUUGGUGUAGAUAGGAGUACUGCCGGAACAAUGACGGGGCGGACCGGAGAGCGACCUAAGUUAUAUUACUUAGAUUCUGGUCCUCGACAGGUGAAGCGUUCUCGUUCGGAGUCUAUUCGUGAUUUCAUUUUCUCGUUGAGGAAGUCUCCGUCUAAGUCGACUGGGCGUAUGUCAACUGGAGUGGAGCAAAGUCCAUGUUUUCGUAUCGCCUCCAGUGAAGGAAGAAAAGCGCGACGUGGGGAUACGGCGUUGGGUGCGAAGAGUUGCGUCGUUCGCAGCCGUAAGACGCAAACUGAGACUCCCGUAAAACCCGUAGCGAAGCCGUAUGUGUCGCGAAAGAAGAGGCCUGCUAGUCGAUCGACCGGUCGUAGUGGAAGCAGGUCGUCGAGUUUGUACGUUCCGUCGGCCAAGGAUUUACCUCGACCUGCGGCCUCGAGCUGCUUCGACACAAGCUGGUUCGACUCCAGCUGUUUCGUCGCCAAGCCCCCGGCGACGGGUGUCCAGACGAGGCGUUCUGGAUCUGAGUCCAGCGAGUCUUUGAGACUUCCUCCGCCCGCGUCCAUUUUCACGAGUCUCUCGCGUAACACCAGCACCACCUUCGGCGAGCUGGUCGGACAUGGUGACCGAAGUGACUCAGACGCCCUAACUGGCUCCGACGCCCAGGGUGGCUCCGAAGCUGAGCCGCUCCGGGCUUCCGAGAACGACUCAGCGGUUCCGCACACGCGUGUGCGGAAACAUCCGAGACGAUCGAAAGACGGUUUUGGACCGAAAGACGGUUUUGGACCGAAAGAUAGCACGACCGAAUACAAGUCGCUCGCAGGCACUCAGACCAUCCCUAGUCAAUUGCUCCCGCUCAAGUCUCUGGGCUCGUGGUUAGCUUCCGAUAACGACACACCUAACUUCACUAAAAGGAGCCACCGCGGCUCAGCACGGUCCAGCCGCAAGCACCGCAGAAGAAACGACCAGGCCAACAUGCGCGGCAACGCAGCUGCCGAGACGACCGAGGCUCGUAGGAUCCGUCUAGUAAAAACUCCCGUGACAGCAAAGGGCAGACCCGGGCAUGACGAAACUCGGCACGAUGGACUUAGGCGUGAUGGAGUUAGGCGUGAUGGAGUUAGGCAUGAUGGGCCCAGGUUGAGAGGGGGUGUGCAAUUUAGUGAAGGGGUAACGGAAGUGGUUUUGAGUUCGUACAACGACUCCGAAGAUGGAAGCCACUUUGUGGCUGUUCGGGAACGUGACCGUGUUGGGCGGGAACGUUGGGCAUCAUCGCGGUCAAGGGCUGCCCAUACUCGUCGACGGUCUUCGGAGCAGCAGCAUCUUUACAGAAAGAACGGAUCCGACGACCGGUUCCGGGAGCGUCGUUAUUUCAAGGACGAGGUUGGGUACGUUGGGAAGUACGGUAACGGCGGGAAUGAGCCGCGUGGUCCUUUCGACACGAAUGAGCUUUGUGGAGAAAAGAUCCGUCGGGGCCGCCGGCGUCGCGGAGAACAUUCUACCAUGGGAGAACAUUCUACCAUGGGGGUGGCGACGACCCGUGCCGUAAUCGCUGGCCCGGAGCAAAGCAAGGAGCGAGCAACGAAGGGGGUGCAGCUAGAUUCGGCGGAUUUACGGGGGUCCAGCAUCUGUGUCCCCACCCGUCGGCGUCGGGCGGUAGCACAGACGGUUGAGGUGCAGUACAUUGAACGCCUGGAUUCAAACCAUGCGAGCGAGGACGAUUCGGGAUCCGAGUAUACCUCGGACAGCACCCCCGCCCAAUCCCUCAUGUCCGUUGACACCGUCUCACAACACUCUGGUCCGGAGUUCGACGACCGACUUUCUCCGCCGCCAAAACCGCAGCAGGUAAAGAGAAUUCGCAUAACGCCACAACCACCGACGACUCAAGCCCAACUACCCAAUCAGGUCACCCGUGGUGUCGCUGCAGCCGGUCCUGGGUUCGACGUAACACGCAUCGGACCCCACACCAAAUCGCUCGCAAGUGCCAUGAUCGUAGGUGAUUCGGGAUUGCCUUCCCGGUUGAGAAGUGCCACAACCAGCGCACAAGCCACCACCACAAGUGCAGAGAUCGCGACCAAUACGGGGGAGUCCGAACCCGCAGUGGUGCGGGAGGUUCAAGAUUCAAAGCACAAGACGGCGAAACCAGAGGUUACGGGAAUGACCAAAACUAGAGCACCUCUACCCCAGUGCAUCCUCACAGUAAAUCUGGAAGAAGCUGAUCACGACUUGCCCAGUCCCAAGAUGGUCAGUCGUGUAGACCAGUGGCUCCUCAGCGAAGGGUCCGUAUCCGGCUAUCAAGACAGCCCUAGGGUACUUUCAGGCUCUGGUACCCACACAGAGGAUACGUACACCGAAAACACUGUGAGCGACGAACCGGCUGUAAAGCAAGAUGACUUCGCCACUGGGGACUUCAUUACUCCGGACCUGAGUACUUCGGACUUCAGUACUCCGGACUUGAGUACCCAGCACUUUACUGGUCAGAACUUUAUGGAUGGCUUGCCUCAAGACAGAGGCGCCUUGAAGAGCGAGCGUACGAAACUAAGUCGGGCUCAGGACGGAAGAGUGCCGGGACCUAGGUCGGGACCUAGGCCGGGACCUAGGUCGGGACCUAGGCCGGGACCUAGGUCGGGACCUAGGCCGGGACCUAGGCCGGGACCUAGGUCGGGACCUAGGUCGAAGGGUUACAAGGUCCAGACGCGAAGCAAUUCAACUCACUACGAUGCUACCGACCGUGUGCCGUAUAGGUCUGAGGCGAGCAGCAGGAAAACAAGCCGUGUUACGCAGGAAAACAGUCGCAAUGAAGGUAGGGCACGCAAUGAAGACAGGGCCCCGAACGUUGAUAGGGCACGCGAUGAAGGUAGGGAUCGGAACGAAGGCAGGACCCCGAACGUUGAUAAGGGGCGCAGAGAAGAUAGGACUCGAAGCAAAGGUGCCGGUCGGAACAAGCACGCGAUCAGGGUCGCGUCAAGGAAAGGAAGAAGCAGCGCAGCUACUGGAGUAUGGCAAGGAGACAGGCCGGGGGCGGAGGGAUGGUCACGUGGGCGCAAGUCUGGGCGAGGCAGUUCGGUCACCAGAGGCAACAUGAACCGGACGUCUUCGUUGACCGGCCUUUCGUCAUUGCAUAGUUCUGAAGAAGCUGUCGCUCGAGAGUAUUUUCUUGGUCCUCGAGCCGUUGGUAGACGCAGAGAUUCGAGGAUUGUGUUGUCAACAAGCUUCGGACAGGCUAUUACUGAGUGCGUGUGGAAGAAGUUGAAUGCGGAUGAGGACCUGUGCUGCAAUUCGCAUGCUGUGAAGGUGCAGGUCCGGGAGCCUUUAGACCACAUUCGGAAUAAAGGGGACCACGGUUCCGAACGUUCAGGUAAGAUUCAGAUCCGUAAACGCAGACUGGGUAGACAUCAAACGAAAGCGUCGGUUACCAGAGCGGUAAUAUGUUUCCCGAGCUAA